UACAGACACGAAACAGUUACGAAGAUCAAGACAUACAAAGGAGACCAAGAAUACAUAAACAGGACAAUUUCCCUUUUUCAACCUCCAAAACACACUCUCACUCCCGGAAUGUACUCCUUCCCGUUUUCAUUUCCCAUCCCGAGUAACAUUCCCUCCUCCUUUAGCGGGACUUACGGCAAAGUGAGGUAUUUCAUCCGCUACAGAACCAACCAUAGAAACUUCUACACAACCUUCUCAAAGGACAAAGAAGCGAUGGGAGACUCCUACACAACCUUCUCAAAAGAUAAAGAAGCGGUGGGAGACUCCUACACAACCUUCUCAAAAGAUAAAGAAACUGUGGGUAUAGUUGUGUUAUCUCUACAAGAUCUCAACCUAUUGCCAAAUGUUUGGAGGCCUGUCCAGUUUAGAGGGUCCAAAACAUUCGGGGUACUGACCCAAUCACUGCCGCUCUUUGUCGAGGUCUUCUUACCCAAGAGAAGCUAUGUCCCAGGAGAGGUUAUUCCGAUAAAUGCUAAGAUAUCUAACGAAACUGAUACUGCUAUAAAGCGGUGCGAGAUAUGGAUCAAGCAACAAGUAACUUUCACUGCUUCUGUCACCUGGAAGAGCGAACAAACUAUUGAACACUUUUCCAAGGUGAAAAGGCCAGGUUUUGGAGCACGAACCCAUGAAAUUUGGAACAGUGUUCCAUAUUUCGUUCCCGCUCUGCCACCAACGGAUCUUCCACAUUGUGCGUACGUAAGUGUCAAACACUGGCUGAUGAUCAAGCUUGUCCCAGUGAGGGGAAUGGAUUUAGAGUUGGGAGAGAAUAUUAUAAUCGGCAAUGUUCCAGUGAGGCCCUUGGGUCAAGAGCCAAGCAUUUCGAACAGCCCUGUUUACCAACGUUCAUUUUAUCCAUCUCGACCAUCUGCUCCCUCGGCCCCACCAGACACUAUAUCAAGCAUGGAGAACAGUUACAGCGGAGUCAACAACCACAUAACAUCAGUAAAGUUUAGUGAAGUCCCCAAAGGAGAUAAAAGUUUGGGAGGUAUCUUUAACAAGUUUGUGUCCAGCUAUGGGACAGAAAGUUGCCCACCUAAAUAUCCGGUGUUUGAUCUCAACCGGGAUUGUGUUGAAAGGGAGUUCGAAUUUCUUUGAGAAAUUACCAUGAUUUUUAAAGUAAUAACAAGUACUUUUCAAAAAAUAAAAAUACAAGUUUGUUAGAUUAUAAAACU
Messenger RNA from Bolinopsis microptera, 1211 nucleotides. RefSeq names its product arrestin domain-containing protein 2-like. Gene Ontology annotation, cellular component: cytoplasm. Lineage: Eukaryota; Metazoa; Ctenophora; Tentaculata; Lobata; Bolinopsidae. Gene Ontology annotation, biological process: protein transport. The transcript has a single exon. The coding region runs from base 109 to 1134 and encodes 341 amino acids. The record is from RefSeq and is a predicted model, not a curated record.